Chelonia mydas (Green sea turtle) is the source of this 6171-nucleotide messenger RNA. RefSeq names its product SWI/SNF related, matrix associated, actin dependent regulator of chromatin subfamily c member 1 (gene SMARCC1). The record is from RefSeq and is a predicted model, not a curated record. Gene Ontology annotation, molecular function: histone binding; nucleosomal DNA binding. The coding region runs from base 1272 to 4130 and encodes 952 amino acids. Gene Ontology annotation, biological process: positive regulation of DNA-templated transcription. The transcript is spliced from 25 exons. Lineage: Eukaryota; Metazoa; Chordata; Testudines; Cheloniidae. Gene Ontology annotation, cellular component: SWI/SNF complex; nBAF complex; npBAF complex.
GGUGCCACAAGUACUCCUUUUCUUUUAUUUUCUGUUUUGUGUCUCACUGUAUUUGCCACUUUCUUUGGGGAAAUGACCUUCUAGCUUUGAGGUCCCUUAGAGCUGUGACCUGCAUCAGAAUUCCAAACUUUGUAUCUUUCUUGAAUUUCUAUCUGAAUAUACCUUUUCUCUUGAGAAUCUCUGAAACUAGUUAGAGUGGAUGACUGGGGGAAUACUUAGUACAGAGAAACCUGGUAGUUAGGGUGGGAGAAUAAUUUUGAGCUUUAAAAUUGUUAGACAACUAUUUUUUAACUUUAAAAUUGAGCAUCUGUACAAAUCAGUAUGUUUAACAAGUUAAAACAUUGUGCUUUAGAAUUUAGGAAAUGAAGAAGUUAUAAAAAAAAAAAUGUGAAACAGAACUAUUCUUGCAAAAGCCUGGCCACGUACGUUAAGGCAAAAAGUGAAUUUACUGCUCUUGAAAGGUGCUGGGUUAUCAGGGCAGGUGUAGAAGCACAUUACAAGCUGCAGCAAUAGAAAUUUCAACAUUCCAUCAAUGUGCCUCAAUCCUGACUUGGAGGGACCACAUCUAGGAGUGAGCAGAUAAUUAAUUUUGUUCAUCAAAGUCCACCCUUGGCUCGUCUGAGACUGCCAGCAAGGGUGAAAGUUCCGUUUUGUUUCUGAUGAGAAUACCCCUCCACUAGUAAACUCCGACUAAUUUGUCUGAGCCACUGAACAGCUACCAUACGGUAGCAGCUCGUUCCUGUCCAGAGUCAAAUUUGAAUAAUUGACCUAGAGGUUGAAAAGCUCUGUAUCCCGUUACUCAUCCCUUGUCCUUGUGCCAUUACAGUGAUCUACUCACUUCCCCAUCCGAGCAGGUCAAUUUAAAAUUAAGUUUAUUACUGUGUCAGUGAUUGUUUCCUAUGAUAAUCUGUAGGGCCUAGGCCAAUAUUUUUGCUUGUACUGCUUUCAAGCUGUACAUUUCAAGUAUUUAGCAAAAUCAGAAACGGGAGGGAAAGAACUCAAAAAGUGACACUCUUCACUGACAUUUUGGAAUAAAUGGUUUUGCUGUGAUUUGAUUAAAGAUAGCUGGAUAGUCACUUUAUUUUAAAAUAAAUAUUUAGUGUGGCUAAAACCACUGUUCUAGGUAAUGUAGAAAUCUGUAGACACUAGCGCUGUAGGGUGAGAUCCUAGUCAGGAUGUAUCGAACAUGGUGUUUAGUUUUCCAUUUACAGUAGCAUGCUCAGGACUUGAUCCAAAGCAUCGUGAAGUUGAGAAUCUUUCCAUUUUCUUCAAUGGACCAAGAACAUGCUGGUGCACAGAACUCAGGCGGGAAUAAUUGUCUGAGCAGACCAACGAUCUACCUCAUUCCAGAUAUCGAACUGAAGUUGGCUAAUAAAUUAAAGGACAUUGUCAAACGUCACCAGGGAACCGUCACUGAUGAGAAGGCAAAGGCGACCCACCAUAUUUAUCCUAAUCCUACCUCACUGGAUGAUGAUGAAUGGUUGAGACCUGUGAUGAAGAAAGAUAAGCAGGUGUUGGUGCACUGGGGCUUUUACCCAGACAGCUAUGAUACUUGGGUUCAUGCUAGUGACAUUGAAGCUGAAAUUGAAGAUGCUCCAAUUCCAGAAAAACCAUGGAAGGUUCAUGCCAAAUGGAUUCUGGACACAGAUAUAUUCAAUGAAUGGAUGAAUGAAGAGGAUUAUGAGGUGGAUGAGAACAAGAAGCCAGUGAGUUUUCGCCAGCGAAUCUCUAUGAAGAAUGAAGAGCCUGUCCGUAGCCCUGAGAGAAGAGACCGGAAAGCAGCAGCAAGUACCAGGAAAAGAAAGCAUUCACCUUCCCCUCCCCCCACUCCCAUGGAAUCAAGGAAGAAGACUGGAAAGAAAGGACAAGCAGGAUUGUAUGGGAAAAGGCGAGGUCAGAAAGAAGAGGAUGAGCAAGAAGAUCUUACCAAGGACAUGGAGGACCCAACACCUGUACCGAACAUAGAAGAAGUGGUACUUCCCAAAAAUGUGAACCCAAAGAAAGACAGUGAAAACACGCCAGUGAAAGGAGGAACAGUAGCAGACCUGGAUGAGCAGGAUGAGGAGACAGUUGCUACAGGAGGAAAGGAAGAUGAAGAUCCCAACAAAGGUGAUCAGAGUCGAUCCAUUGACCCAGGUGAAGACAAUGUCACAGAACAGACCAAUCACAUAAUUAUUCCAAGCUAUGCAUCAUGGUUUGACUACAACUGUAUUCAUGUAAUUGAACGCCGUGCUCUUCCAGAGUUCUUCAAUGGGAAAAACAAGUCCAAGACUCCAGAAAUAUACCUGGCUUACCGGAACUUCAUGAUUGAUACGUAUCGCUUAAACCCUCAGGAGUACUUGACCAGCACUGCCUGCAGAAGGAACCUGACUGGAGAUGUAUGUGCUGUAAUGAGAGUGCAUGCCUUUCUGGAGCAGUGGGGUCUAGUUAACUACCAAGUGGAUCCAGAAAGCCGUCCCAUGGCAAUGGGCCCUCCUCCUACUCCUCACUUCAAUGUGCUUGCUGAUACCCCCUCUGGACUUAUGCCUCUUCAUCUCCGAGCUCCUCAGGUCCCUGCUGCCCAGCAGAUGUUGAGCUUCCCUGAGAAAAACAAAGAAAAGCCUACUGACCUGCAGAACUUUGGACUUCGCACAGACAUUUACUCAAAGAAGACCUUGGCAAAGAGUAAGGGAGCCAGUGCUGGAAGAGAAUGGACAGAGCAAGAGACACUGCUGCUACUAGAGGCUCUGGAGAUGUACAAAGAUGACUGGAAUAAAGUCUCUGAGCACGUUGGGAGUCGCACCCAGGAUGAAUGCAUUCUCCACUUUCUGAGACUUCCCAUAGAGGACCCUUAUCUGGAGAACUCUGAUGCAUCCUUAGGCCCAUUGGCUUACCAACCUGUACCUUUCAGCCAGUCUGGAAACCCAGUGAUGAGCACUGUUGCUUUUUUGGCAUCUGUGGUGGAUCCUCGGGUGGCAUCAGCUGCAGCUAAAGCUGCUUUAGAGGAAUUUUCUCGGGUCCGAGAGGAGGUACCACUGGAACUAGUUGAAGCCCAUGUCAAGAAAGUGCAGGAGGCAGCGAGAACCUCUGGGAAGGUGGAUCCAACAUAUGGACUAGAGAGCAGCUGCAUUGCUGGAACAGGUCCAGAUGAGCCAGAGAAGCUUGAUGGAGUUGAAGAAGAAAAAAUGGAAACUGAGACAGAUGGGCAACAGUCAGAAAAGGUUGAAAGCAAAGGAGAAAGUGAAAUAGAGGAAGGUGAUAAGGUGCAGGAAGGAGAAAAUGAGAGAAAUCCAGAAAAGGAGCAGGACAGUGAAGUCACUUCUGAUACCAAGUCAGAAGAGAAGGAGGCAGAAGAGAACAAGGAAAACGUUGAUGCGUGCAAAGACAAGGAAAGCGAAGCUGGAAAGAAGAAAGUGGAACACGAAAUCUCUGAAGGAAAUGUAGCUACAGCUGCAGCUGCUGCUCUUGCCUCAGCUGCCACCAAAGCAAAGCACCUAGCAGCAGUGGAAGAGCGAAAGAUCAAGUCCUUGGUAGCCCUCUUGGUGGAAACACAAAUGAAGAAACUGGAGAUCAAACUUCGUCAUUUUGAAGAGCUGGAAACAAUCAUGGACAGAGAGAAGGAGGCAUUAGAGCAGCAGAGGCAGCAGCUGCUGACGGAGCGACAGAACUUCCACAUGGAGCAGCUGAAAUAUGCAGAGUUAAGGGCUCGCCAGCAAAUGGAGCAGCAGCACAGUCAGAACACACAACAAUCGCACCAGCAUUCCAGUGGGCCUGGCAUGAACCCACUUGGGGCACCAGGUCAUCCGGGCAUGCUGCCCCAUCAGCAGCCCCCUCCAUACCCUAUGAUGCACCACCAGAUGCCCCCCCCUCAUCCACCACAGCCAGGACAGAUGCCAGGGCCAGGUUCAAUGAUACCUGGGCAGGCCAUGCCAGGCCGGAUGAUGCCAUCUGUGUCCGCCAACAUCCACCCAACCAGUGGUGGCCCUCCCCCAUCUGGCAUGCCACCAAUGUCAGGAAACAUAAUUGGACCUCGUGUUCCCCUAGCAGCGCCAAAUGGCAUGUAUCCCCCUCCAUCGCAGCAGCCGCCGCCACCAGCUGAUGGGGUGACUCCACCUACAGCAGGUGCAACGCCGGCCUCAGCAGCUCCCUAACUCAUCCAGCAACAAGCAACUUCUAGAUCUGAUCCCUAGAACCAAGAUAGUGGCGACCAAAAAUGGAUUUCCUCAGUUUCCUUCUGUUCCUUUCAGGGGUUUUUGGUCCCCCGUCAGCCUGCCUGCACCUCCUCCCCUCUCGCAGACUUUAUAGUCUGGCAUUAUUUGGCUGUAGCCCUUUGGGGAGCACUUACGCUGAACACAGAGAGCAGUAGUCACAGUACCUUCAUACUGCUGGCAGGAUGUCCUUCACGCAUUUGUCUGUUUACCCGAUGGAAUGAGUUCUCUGCGCUGGUUUUCCUUUAUCUUGCUGCUUCUGCUGCUUAACCUUUGGAUUCUCUUUAGAGACGGGGGGGGGCUUUUAGGUUGGAGGCAUCACUGUAUCUUAGAAUGCAGUAGGUGGCGUUUCCAUCCAUAGUCUCUGAGGUGUAAUCUGCUGUGUAACAUGCGAUGCAUCAAGAUCAAAUAGAGCAAACCAGUGGCUUGAGCACAUAAGGGAGCGUGAGGGAGGAGUUCUCCUUCCACUGCCUUGGAGCAGAAGCUUCGUUAAUUCUGAGCAUAUUCAUUACAGGUAGAUAAUCAUUAAGGGCAAUAGCUGAGCCCCAAGGCUGCCUCGCUAACUUAUUAAAGAAAAUAUUGAUCCGAUGUGAAUAGAGCCAGGAGUGAAUCAGUUAGAAUCAAACCACUCUAUCUGAGCUUUAUUGCUCCAGUUUAUAUUUUAUUUUAUGUUUAAUUGGAAGGAGGGGAAGUUUGUAGUUGAAUCCUCUUCCUUCUGGGUAGUUCGGUACAGUAGCCAACUGAGGAAUAAAACAAAUUUUAGUCCCUCUCUUUUUGGAGCAUAUACUUUUUUCUUUUAAAAUUGAACUUUAAAAAAAAAAAAAUAGUAGAUAGCAAUGAAGUGCUAGUGUAUGGGAUUGGGUUGGGAUGGCUGGGGGUGUGAACGCCAGAACUACCUCUUGCAGACAGCCGGGGGGGCAGAAUUCAGUGAACGUGGUACUUUUUCUUUCUGGACUGGUAUUGGAGGUGGGAGAACACUCACUCCUCUAUUCACACUUCACCCUCCACUUGCUGAGCUUUAUCAUUCCAUUCUUUGCAAGGCAGUGGGGGGACAGGUUUGGCAGUUGACUCCGAGCAUGCUCCAUGAUUAAGGGCGAUGGAGAAGACCAACACAAUGCCACUAAUAUGGACUGAGUUUGAACGGCCAAAUGCUGCUCCUUGCCCUCAUCAUUAGUGACUGCAUGGUUCACAUCCUCUGUGCGGUUCAGACCCUCUCCUUCCAGAGAGAGCUUUCUGACAAGCGUCCUCACCAACGCUCUUAGGGAUCACUCGGGUGGAUCUCUGUGAUCAGGAGUGUAAGAUGGGCUGUUUGUUUUAAAGCUUGACCACAGCUAGUUCACUAGUGGGGAGGGAAAGAUUGCCCAGAGGAUCUGAAACCCACAGAGCUAUUUCAUCAAGUAAAACAAAUACAGAUUUGCCUUGAAGAGCACUCAAGUGCUUGAUGCCUCGAAAUGUUAAUAGUUGAACUUUCCAGACCCUGAGAAUUUGCGUACAUGUGUGAAGUAACCAUUUUUGGGCUGUCUGCACAUCAGCUCCAUGCUCAUACAACUGUACUUGGCCUUGUUACUUCCAGUGUAUAAGAAUAACACUUUGCCAUUGUCAACCUCUAAGAAUCUAUAGUGCCUAGCAAAGAACGGUCAGGGCCUCCCCUCCCGCCACCUUUCAUAAAAGAAAUCCAUUCCACAUGUUACCUUUCCCUCCAGUGUCUUUGGAGUGAGCAUGGAAUUCUGGUUCAGGCCAUGGUCCAGUUUAGAAUAACCUCAGGUUGUUUUUAGUGUGGUCAAUUUCAAAUUUAAAGGAUCCAGAUGGAGACUAUUUUUUACUGUACUAGUGAUGAUCCUACAAAGUACCUGAAUUCUUAACGCUGUUGUGUUUCUGUAUAAAUACACGUGGCGACUUUUUCAUCUGAUCCUCUGUAUAGGGCCGGUUUUAUUCCUGCAACACAGCCACCCAAUUUUGUGAAAUAAAAAACGUGGUUUUUAUA